AUGUCCAAAACACCGUCCAUCGAUAUCCUCAACGCCCCCAUUACCCUGCCUUGCGGUCUCACCCUCCCCAACCGUUUGGUGAAAUGUCCUAUGCAGGAAACCUGCGCAGAGCCACCUCACUUUGAUCCGCCGGUCGAGAAAUUUCGUGCGCUCUACAAGACAUGGGCUACCGGUCACUAUGGCAUGCUCUUGACCGGCCAAGUCCAGGUGGACAUACGCUUCUUCUCGAUCCCCGGUGACGUUUGUUGUCAUGAAGGCUCCGUCUCUGAACCUGUGCUGUCGAAAUGGAAAGAAUGGGCCAGGAUAGCUCAACAGGGCCGAACACCCUGCCUGGUCCAGAUCUCACAUCCCGGUCGGAUGAGUCCUACCGGUGGAGGCAUCAGGCCUGCAGACCUGCGACCUCUCUGCCCAUCGGCCGUGCCAGUCAAGAUGGGCGAUACCUGGCUUGACAAAUGGAUGCUGGACAAGCUGCUAGGUACACCGAAGGCAAUGAGCCAUGCUGAGAUCGACGAGGCCGUCGCCAACUUUGUCCGAGCGGCGCGCGUGGCCCACGAAGCCGGCUUCGCAGGGGUCCAACUCCACGGCGCACAUGGGUUCCUCAUUUCGCAGUUCUUGUCACCGCACACGAACCGCCGCACGGACGAGUAUGGCGGUAGUCCCGAGAAGCGCUUGCGAUUCGUGCAGCGUCUGCUUCAACAGAUUCGCGCGGUAUGCCCGCCGCCGUUCUGCCUUGGCGUCAAGCUCAAUUCGGCAGACUAUAUGGAGGAAGGCGGGUUGACUCAAGAAGAAGCACUCGAACAGGUGCGGUGGCUGGUGGAAUGUGGGAUGGUCGACUUUGUCGAGCUCAGCGGCGGCAAUGCGGAAAGUACGAAAUGUGAGCUGCAGAACUCGUUUGGCGAGUAUACUCUUGACAAGGCGCCGAAGCGCGAAAGCACGCGGAUCCGCGAGGCCUUUUUCACAGAGUUUGCGGAGAAGGUGCAGCGCUUGCAAAGCAAAGUGCCCAUACAGUUGAGUGGUGGGUUCCGCUCGCGCAAUGGUAUGGCGGAUGCCAUCGACAGCGGUGCGUGCCAGCUCAUCGGACUGGGACGCACGGCCGUGUUGCAGCCCUCGCUGCCGAGGGAUAUACUAUUGAACACCGCAAUACCUGACGACGAGGCACUUGCCAUGCCGCAUGAAGUCCGCGGCAUGUGGUUGGCGAACAUGGCUCCUGUCAAGAUUGUCGGCGCGAGUAUGGCGGGUCAGGUGUUCUACUAUAACAUGCGUCGGAUGGGGAGCGGGCUGGCUGCUGACCCGUAUGUCAGUGUGCCAUAUGUCAUAUUUUCCGGCAUCAUGGGCUUGGUGAGAGGGACGCUCAGCGGGAUGAGUGAGAGGUUGAUAGACGGUUUGAGGGGCGUGCUAGUUCGGCAGACAGUCAAGUCUGAUUGA
Molecule: messenger RNA, 1425 nt
Organism: Exophiala xenobiotica
Lineage: Eukaryota; Fungi; Ascomycota; Eurotiomycetes; Chaetothyriales; Herpotrichiellaceae
Exons: 1
Coding region: 1-1425 (474 amino acids)
Molecular function (GO): oxidoreductase activity; FMN binding
Source: RefSeq, a predicted model, not a curated record